AUGUUUCGCAAGAAGAAGAAGAAGAGACCAGAAAUUUCAGCACCAAAGAACUUUGAGCAUCGGGUGCACACUUCCUUUGAUGCAAAGCGUGGAUGUUUUGUUGGCCUCCCAACCCAAUGGCAGAGUAUCAUUGAUAACCUGCGCAGACCCAAACCAAUGGUGGACCCCUCCCGGAUAACACCAGUGGAGCUGAAACCAAAGAAGACUAUUGUGCGUGGGAGUUUCAUUGGCCAUGGAGACUACAUCUCAGCCAUGCUGUCUGACAUAAACCGUCUCUCUGUGACCAGCUCAAACUCCCUGCGGAAGAGCAGUCCAUCAGCACGAAAGAGAGCCCAGUCUUUGGGUCGUCUUGGGGAGGUGAGAGAGGGUGACACUUACCAGUAUGAGGAUCUAAAUGAGGUUGACCCCAGUGAGGGUCAGUCAUAUUGGAAGGAUAGGGCAAGAAACAUACACAGUGAAACUGGAACACCUCACAUGGGCAUGAAGAAGAGCAUCACACUGCAGCCUAAUGGUGUUCUGCCCAGGGCUAAGUCCACCUAUGAAGUCAGUGUGAGUUCCCUGGAGGGUCCCACACCUCCAGCACCACCUGCCCUUCCGGCUCCCCCUCCUCCUCCUAUUCCAGUGCCCCCAAGGGGGGGAUAUGGGGUUGGAGAGAUUGGCAGCCCGACAGAGAGACUUGUAGUGAGGAAGGAGAUACCCAGGAUAAUUCCACACAAUCAGAAACCUAUCUCCUGCUUCUAUAGUCCUGCUCUGCUACCCCAUCAUCCUCAUGGAGAGCAUGUGGGACACAAUCUUGACUUGCGGACUACCAACCAACUCCUUGUCCAUCCUGAAAACAGUCCUGGAAGACCCUACUCCUCUUAUGAUCUAAAGUCAGAUGCAGUUUUGCGGCACCAGUCUGGUUUCUUACACACUGGUACCAGUCCACUUGUAAAUAGCUCCAGACCUCACCGAGCAGUCCGUUCCUCAUCCAGCUACACAAUAGGACUCUCUCCGAACAUCAGCCUGCGACCUAAUGGACCUGACCCCUAUUUACAACAUUCUGGAUGCCCAAACCCUGGCCUUUUCCCCACCCAAGACAGUCCCUCCCAACCUCGCCCAUCCCCAACUGGUUCCUUGGCAACCAGCCCUCCAGGAACAUGUUCCCCAGCAUUCCGACCUCCCCAGCACCCCUCUCCCCGGCCACCCCCUGAUCCCCCCAAGGUAACCCAUGAGCAAUUUAAGGCUGCUCUGCAGAUGGUAGUGGAUAAGGGAGAUCCACGUUCAUAUCUGGAGAACUUUGUGAGGAUCGGUGAGGGUUCGACUGGUGUUGUGUGUAUUGCACGGGAAAAACAUAGUGGCCGACAGGUGGCUGUGAAGAUGAUGGACCUACGCAGGCAACAGAGAAGAGAGCUGCUUUUCAACGAGGUUGUAAUUAUGAGAGACUACCAGCACAGGAAUGUGGUAGAGAUGUAUAAGAGUGCUCUGGUGGAGGAGGAGCUUUGGGUCAUUAUGGAAUAUCUUCAGGGUGGAGCUCUCACCAACAUUGUGUCUGAAACCAGGUUGACUGAGGAACAGAUAGCCACAGUGUGUGAGGCAGUGCUUCAGGCGUUGGCAUACCUUCAUUCACAAGGUGUCAUCCACAGAGACAUCAAGAGUGACUCCAUACUCCUCUCUCUGGAUGGAAGGGUCAAGCUGUCAGAUUUUGGCUUUUGUGCCCAGAUUAGCAAAGACAUCCCUAAGAGGAAGUCCUUAGUAGGAACACCAUACUGGAUGGCACCUGAAGUUAUCUCAAAAUCUGCUUAUGGCACUGAGGUGGAUGUGUGGUCUCUGGGGAUCAUGGUAGUGGAGAUGGUAGAUGGUGAACCUCCAUAUUUCAGUGAAACUCCUGUGGCAGCCAUGAAGAGACUGAGAGAUGAGCCAGCACCCACAGUCAGAAAUGUUCACCAAAUCUCUCCAGUGCUCAAGGACUUCUUGGACCGCAUGUUAACAAGAGACCCAAUGGAGCGGGCCAGUGCCACUGAUCUACUGGAACAUCCUUUCUUGUUGCAGAGCAGCUCUCCACAGUGUUUAGUGCCCCUAGUGGAGCUCUAUCGCAAGCGCAUGUCCCGCUGCUGA
Messenger RNA from Chanos chanos (milkfish), 2097 nucleotides. RefSeq names its product p21 (RAC1) activated kinase 6 (gene pak6). The transcript has 8 exons. NCBI's taxonomy places the organism in Eukaryota, Metazoa, Chordata, Actinopteri, Gonorynchiformes, Chanidae. Gene Ontology annotation, biological process: protein phosphorylation. The record is from RefSeq and is a predicted model, not a curated record. Gene Ontology annotation, molecular function: ATP binding; protein serine/threonine kinase activity. Bases 1 to 2097 code for a protein of 698 amino acids.